CAAAGCACCGCCCAUCCCGGCGCCGCGGGGCAUUGUGGGAAGCAGAGGGAAAUAUGGCGGAUGGUGAAGAACCGGAGAAGAAAAGAAGGAGGCUAGAGGAGCUGCUGGCGGAUGGAAUGGCUGUUGAUGGUGGGUGUGGGGACACUGGAGACUGGGAAGGUCGCUGGAACCAUGUAAAGAAGUUCCUCGAGCGAUCUGGACCAUUCACACAUCCUGAUUUCGAGCCAGGCACUCAAGCUCUUGAGUUUUUGUUAAGCACAUGUAAAGUACUAGUUAUUGGAGCAGGAGGAUUAGGAUGCGAACUCCUGAAAAACCUGGCACUGUCUGGCUUCAGACAGAUCCAUGUUAUUGACAUGGACACUAUAGAUGUUUCUAAUCUUAACCGACAGUUUCUCUUUCGACCGAAGGAUGUUGGGCGACCAAAAGCAGAAGUUGCAGCAGAAUUUCUAAACAGCCGCAUUCCCAACUGUGCUGUUGUAGCGUAUUUUAAAAAGAUUCAAGACAUGGAUGAAAGCUUCUAUCGACAGUUUCAUAUUAUUGUUUGUGGGCUGGACUCUAUAAUUGCAAGAAGAUGGAUAAAUGGAAUGCUGAUGUCAUUUUUACAUUAUGAAGAUGGUGUACUGGAUCCAAGUUCCAUCAUACCAUUAAUAGAUGGAGGGACAGAAGGUUUUAAAGGAAAUGUUCGUGUGAUUAUUCCUGGUAUGACAGCAUGUGUUGAAUGCACACUUGAGCUUUAUCCGCCCCAGGUGAAUUUUCCCAUGUGUACUAUUGCGUCGAUGCCCAGACUACCGGAGCAUUGCAUUGAGUAUGUCAGGAUAUUGCAGUGGCCAAAGGAGCAACCUUUUGGAGAGGGUGUUACAUUGGAUGGAGAUGACCCUGAACAUAUACAGUGGAUUUACCAGAAGUCUUUAGAAAGAGCAUCACAAUUUAAUAUUAAAGGUGUUACCUACAGACUCACCCAAGGGGUGGUUAAACGAAUUAUUCCAGCAGUAGCUUCUACAAAUGCAGUAAUUGCAGCUGUUUGCGCCACUGAAGUUUUUAAAAUAGCCACAAGUGCAUACAUUCCUCUUAACAACUACUUGGUGUUUAACGAUGUGGAUGGAUUAUACACAUACACGUUUGAAGCUGAAAGAAAGGAGAACUGUCCAGCCUGCAGCCAGCUUCCCCAAAACAUAGAGAUUUCCCCAUCAGCUAAAUUACAGGAGAUCUUGGAUUACUUGACAAAUAAUGCUUCAUUGCAAAUGAAAUCUCCUGCAAUCACGGCAACUAUGUAUGGGGGAAAUAAAACACUUUAUUUACAGACAGUAGCUUCAAUUGAAGAACGAACAAGGCCAAAUCUUUCCAAGACACUAAAAGAACUGGGGCUUGUGGACGGCCAGGAACUUGCAGUUGCUGAUGUUACUACACCACAGACUAUGUUGUUCAAGCUUCACUUUACCACUUAAUUUAUUCAUAAGAAAACUGCAAAUACAGCGAGAGAAGUCUGUACCACCUUGUAAAACAAACAUACUCUGUUGGUGUUAAAGCAACCUGAAAUGUUCAUGUUAGUACUAGCAUUGUUCAAGGUUAGGUAAUACAAAUGAAUCACCAUAUUUCAGAACUGUAUGUAGAAGCCAAUAUUUGGUGGAUUAUAUUUGUAUAAAUGCUUAUUAAUGUACAGAACUCCGAUGUAUAGGAAUACACUUUUUUCCAGUUUUUGUUGUCAAAAUGUUAAUGCUAAUAUACUUUCAGACACAUGGAAAUUUUAAGGUGGCCAAAAGUCUUGUUUUCAACAUGUGUACAAAUGUAUAUGCAAAGAGAAGACCCUUAAAAAGGAACCACAGUGAUAUGGCUUUAGAUUGUAGCACUCCUCUAUGCUUGCUGAGUCACCUUAUAACCAAAAGAGGGCGGUAGAUUAAAAUGAGCAUUUUCCUCAUAUUUGGUAUUGAUUUUACCAAUUUUAUGACAGGUGUUCGGUGUGGGAGAGACGAUUGUUUACAAGCAAGCAGGGAGGGACAAGGUGAUCAGCUGCAGGUGACAGGGACAUGUCUGCUCGCAGUCCCCAGGCAGCCACGGUGCACAGGAUGCAGGGUCAUGUUCAAGUAUCAUUGGUGCUGUUAAGGUAUUUAUUAAUAAAAAAUCAUAACGAUA
Messenger RNA from Chroicocephalus ridibundus (black-headed gull), 2130 nucleotides. RefSeq names its product ubiquitin like modifier activating enzyme 3 (gene UBA3). The coding region runs from base 54 to 1445 and encodes 463 amino acids. Gene Ontology annotation, biological process: protein neddylation. The record is from RefSeq and is a predicted model, not a curated record. The transcript has 18 exons. Gene Ontology annotation, cellular component: cytoplasm; nucleus. Gene Ontology annotation, molecular function: NEDD8 activating enzyme activity. Lineage: Eukaryota; Metazoa; Chordata; Aves; Charadriiformes; Laridae.